This is a messenger RNA of Pichia kudriavzevii, 1380 nucleotides long. RefSeq lists its product as uncharacterized. Gene Ontology annotation, cellular component: Golgi membrane; endoplasmic reticulum membrane; endoplasmic reticulum-Golgi intermediate compartment. The transcript has a single exon. The record is from RefSeq and is a predicted model, not a curated record. Lineage: Eukaryota; Fungi; Ascomycota; Pichiomycetes; Pichiales; Pichiaceae. Gene Ontology annotation, biological process: Golgi organization; endoplasmic reticulum organization; endoplasmic reticulum to Golgi vesicle-mediated transport. The coding region runs from base 1 to 1380 and encodes 459 amino acids. Gene Ontology annotation, molecular function: D-mannose binding.
AUGGAUCUUGGUGGAGGAUACAGUAAGCCAACACUGGUGCAAAAGGCCAGACGGAUAUAUGGUAGACUGACAUUUAAAGGAAAGGUGUUUUUUGGAAUUCUAUCACUUCUAAUUUUGUACAUGAUCUUCCCUAGUUGGAGAUCAUCUUCCUCAAAAGAUCCACAACUUGAACAUGACCUCAGAUACUUUGAAAACUACUCUAAUUCUGCAUCAACAACAAUCUCCAGUAAACAGUUGAAUAGCUUAUCAGAUUUAUUGAAUUACUCGCCACAUGUCAGCAAGGUUGAUUUGAAGUACAUGUCAUUGCCACCUUUGUUGGAUUCAAAUAAUAAAUUCCCACAUUACAGAAACGGUGGCAAUAUGUUACUAUCGAGAAAUUCAGAUCACGUUAGGCUAGUCAGAGAUUCCGCAAGACAAACCGGUUAUUUGUUUUCCGACAUGACAAUCUCAAAUGAUGACUUAUCAGCAUUUGAAAUCGAUGUGGGUUUCAAGAUCCAUGGUCAACAGGAUAGAGCAAAUAUGAUUGGUGAUGGCAUGGCCAUCUGGCUAACUACCGAGCAAUUGAAAGGUGGUGAUGUCUUUGGUAUACAAUCUAACUUUAACGGUCUCGGGUUGUUCCUUGAUACCUACAAAAAUUAUAAUGGUAAACAUAAUAGACAUGCUUUUCCCUAUCUAAGUAUUCAAAGAAACAAAGGGUAUGAUGGAUACUAUGACAAAGGCAAAGAUGGUAUCAACACACAGAUCGGUGGCUGUUCUCUGCACAAAAUCUAUAAUACCGGUUCUGAUAAACCUACAAAGUUAAAGAUUACAUACGUACGUCAGGCAGGUGUUUUUGAGGUUUUGUUAGAUGAAAAGGGACAAGGUGAGUGGAGAACAUGCUACAGAAAGGAGAAUGUCGAUUUGGAUGGUCUGUUUCCUGUUGGUAGACCUCUCUAUUUAGGUGUCAGUGCAGAAACUGGUGAAUUGCAUCAUAAUGUUGAUUUGUACUCAAUUGAUGUGAAGACCUUCAGAAAAACUGAUGGUGAGCAAAUUGCGGAAAUUGAUUCCUUGGCCCAAGGUCUAACUAUUGUUGACAGUAUCGAUGAUACGGAUCAGAACCAGCAAAAUGCUGAACGUGGAGAAUCACUUCAGUCUAGAAGGCGUAAAAAUAGAAAAUCACUCAACAGGUUACGUAGACAAGAAAAAGUUUUAAAACAGAGAGAUCGUGAAAAGUAUCAAAGUGAACACGGCUUUGUUGGUUGGUUCUUCAGUAUUGUUUGGUCAAUAAUCAAAAUUAUCUUCUACAUUGUCUUACUGUUGGUUGCUGCAUAUGCUGGUGUUAUUGCAUUCCGUGUAUAUAGGGAAAACCAACGCAAGAAAAAUAUAGGUGGCAUUCUUUAG